CCUCGCCUCACCUCAACUCUACACAUCAUUCGCCAGUCCUGUCAUUCAUACUGCCAAUUCCAGCAUAGCAUCUCCUCAUCUUUGCAUCUGCUCCAUCUCUUUACCUUGCCCAGCCAGACAGACCUUGGUCGGUCAAAUAUUGACAUAGCACUUGCAGCCCAUCAGCCUCAACUCCACCCCUCCUACCCUUGCCCAUCCCCUUCCGUCCUCCCUCUCAAUUCUGCAACAUGUCAGCUGGAACACCCAUUGUCAUGCCUUCGCUCAAUGCCCCGCUCCAAGGCGGCCUGAGAGUUCACAGCGUUCUGAGCGGAGACACGAUCGUGGUUCGCCCAACGCAGAUGACUGCCUCCCAGGCCGGAAGCAAAGAGGGUGAAGGUGGACUCAAGAUCCUCCAUGUUGCCGGUCUAGCUGCUCCUCGUAUGGGCUCCAGGGAAAGGGAUGACGAGCCUCAAGCCUUCCCAUCGAGAGAAUUUCUCCGUCUACUCCUCGUUGGUAGAGAGAUUCGGUAUCGCGUUGCGUACCAAGCUCUAGGCAGAACAUUCGCCCACAUCUAUCUUCCUCCCAAGGCAGCUGGUCAGCCAGACACGAAUGUCUCCCACGAGAUUCUGGGCGCUGGCUGGGCUAAAGUUCACGACUCUGGCUCAAGGCGCAAUGCGAACGCAGUGCCUGAGGAGGAAGGCGAAGGUGGCUGGAAGGCAAACCAACGAGCUGUCCAGGACGAAGCUCAGGCCGCUCAGCGUGGAAUUUGGGGCCCCGACGAGCUCCUGGCGGUAUCGUACAACAUGCCAGAGAACUCCCACGCCUUCCUGAUCGAAUACAAGGGCAAGCCAGUCGAUGCCAUUGUUGAGCAGGUGCGGGACGGAUCGCUCCUACGAGUCAGGCUUCUACUCUCAUCCAAUCGUCACCAGCUCAUCAACCUUCAUCUUGCGGGCAUUAAGACUCCCCGUGUGUCUGGUGGAGGCGGUCCCAACAGUGUCGACACUGGCGGAGAAGCCUUUGGAGAAGAAAGCAAGUUCUUUGUAGAAACUCGACUCCUGAACCGUAACAUUACAGUCACCCUCCUAGCAAUCCCGCAGCCUCUAGCCACGCCGACACCUUUCUCAGCAACAGCAGCAUCUGCCUCUUCCUCGUCUGCUACAAAUACGUCCUCUGGUGGAGGCACGGCCUCAGUCUUAAUCGGAACGGCGAUGCAUGCCAAUGGAGAUAUCGCAGCCUUCCUGCUAUCUGCAGGUCUCGCACGCAUUGUGGACUGGCACACCGGCAUGCUUUCAUCAGUGGGAGGCAUGGAGAAGUACCGUGCGGCUGAGCGUAUCGCACGUGAGAAGCGCUUGAACAUCUGGAAAGACUUUGUGGCCACUGCGAUCACUUCGCAGAUGUCCGUCCCCGCUGCGGCCCGUACGUACGAAGCUGUGGUGACGAGGAUCAUUUCAGGGGACACGAUCCAUGUCAAGCGCGAAGGUGAAGCGGAGCAGCGCAUUCAGCUGUCAUCCAUCCGACAGCCGCCCAAGGACCAGGUAGGAUGGUCGUACGAGGCUCGCGAAUGGCUAAGGAAGCGUCUGAUUGGCAAGCCAAUCCAGGUGCAGAUUGAUUACAUCAAGCCAGCGGAAGCUGGCUUUGAUGAGCGUACUUAUGCUACUAUCCGCACGAUGACCGGAGCAAAGGAGACCAAGGGCGCCAAUGUAGGAGAGCUCCUCAUCAGCAAAGGCUUCGCCUCGGUCGUCCGUCAUCGCCGUGAUGAUGAGGACCGUUCGCCCUUCUUCGAUGACCUCUUGGCUGCUGAGGCUGCUGCUGCAACCGAAGGCAAGGGUCUUCACUCUGGCAAGCAAGCCACGGCGCCCAACUUUGUCGAGGCCUCUGAGAACGCCGGUCGGGCGCACUCGUACCUUCCUGGUCUUAAGCGAGCCGGAAAGUGCCCUGCCAUCAUCGACUUUGUGGCUGCUGGCUCGCGUUUCAAGGUGCUGGUGCCUCGGGAGAACGCUCGCCUGACCCUUGUUCUUGCGGGAAUCAAGGCUCCCAAGACCGCCCGCAAUCCAAAGGACAAGGACGAGCCUUUCGGUAAAGAGGCUCAGGAAUUUGCCGUCGCUCACGUUCUGCAACGUGAUGUCGACAUCGAGAUUUACUCUCUCGACAAAGUGGGAGGCUUCAUCGGCUCCAUCUACUUGAACACAGCAAACGGCAAGCAAGACUUUGCCCAGAUGCUAGUAGAGAACGGUCUGGCCAGUGUCCAUGGGUACAGUGUCGAUUCCACGCCAUCUGGCCCCAAGUUGGCUGCAGCAGAGAAGCAGGCCCAGGCCAGCCGAGUCGGAAUCUGGCACGAUUACAAGGAGGAGGCCGAGGAGCAGGACGCCAGUGCUUCGAAUGGACCCGUCACUGGCAACGGUGUCGAAAGUCGCAAUGGCAACGCACCGUCUUCGGCAGGGCCUGCUGUGGCUAGCGGCGGAGCAUGGGGAGCUGCCAAGCCUGUAUCGGCCGCCCAACCAGCUCCGCCUCGCAGCGACUACCGGGACAUUGUCAUCAGUGAUGUGCGAGGCGAUGGUUCGGCUGAAAAGCCAUUCGGCUUCAGCGUUCAAACGCUGGGCGACAAGAUCAAGGACCUCGAGAAGCUGAUGGCCGAAUUGGCGUCAACUUACCGCUCCGCCGCACCAGCACCUUCCUCAUUCCGACCUCAAGGAGACGUGGCUGCCAAGUUCGAAGACGGAGAGUGGUACCGUGCUUCGGUGAUCAAGUCCAGCUCCAUUGCAAAAAGGGCUACUGUGUCAUUCUACGACUACGGUAAUGUGCUCGAGGAUGUGCCCUUCUCUGACAUCCGACCCCUGGAUUCCACCAAGUUCGGCAGGACACGUCUACCUCCGCAAGCCUCUGAAGCUCGUCUGAGCUUUGUGCGUCUGUUUUCUGCGCCUGCCGCCGCGGGCAAAGGAGCGAGCAGCGUCAACGAGUACGCCUGGGAAGCUCAAGAGCGCUUCAGGGACUACCUGGGUCAGAAGCUCAUUGCCAACGUCGACUUCAAGGAAGGAAGCGCGAGCAAUCCUCUGCUGCAUCUGACUCUGUACGACCCUUCCAGUGCAGGUGCAGCGAGCGGACCCGCUGGCUCGAUCAAUGCCACAAUUGUCAAGGAAGGAUGGGCAUUGGUGGACGAAAAGACGGCUUACUUCCGAAGUCACCCGCAGAUGGCCCAGAAGCUGGCCGAGAACAAUGCAGAGGCAAGAAGGAAGCACUUGGGCAUCUACGAGUACGGAGACCCAGAGUCGAGCUAAAAGGUCAAGGUUAGAGGAGUUGGAAAAGGGCAACUCUGGUUGGGAGGCAGAACGUAAGCUAUGCUAUCUCAUCUUGUGCGGAACACGCUUCUAUCAUUAUUGAAACCAUGUGCAUCUCAAAAUUCUAUCAAAGCAUCUACAUUGA
Molecule: messenger RNA, 3399 nt
Organism: Microstroma glucosiphilum
Lineage: Eukaryota; Fungi; Basidiomycota; Exobasidiomycetes; Microstromatales; Microstromataceae
Exons: 2
Coding region: 228-3254 (1008 amino acids)
Biological process (GO): regulatory ncRNA-mediated gene silencing; mRNA catabolic process
Cellular component (GO): nucleus; cytosol; RISC complex
Molecular function (GO): nuclease activity; RNA binding
Source: RefSeq, a predicted model, not a curated record